UAUUGAUAAGUGCUUUAUAUACACACUCUUCAAAGUUCAAAAAAACUAAACCAACGAUUAAUUGCGGUGAUUUCAAAAUCGAGUGUUUGAUAUCUUUUCCGGAAAAACCCUAAAUCGAGUGUUUGAUUGAUAUCUUGAAUUCAUCUUUUCCGGCGAAACUCCGUUCAAUCACCGGCCCAAUGUUCACGCCGCAAAGAAAAUCACGACCUAUCGGUACACCAGCACCAUUCACACCGCAUCGAAUCGGUGUCACACCUAAGUCUGCGCUCGCAAAGGGAAAAGCUGUUGUCUUCGCCGAUGAACCUCUGCCACCGCCGCCGUUGGGUUCUUUGACUGAUACCGGCGGUGAUGUGGUGGUGGCUUCUAGUUAUGCUGAAGAUUGGAAGAAAUUUAGAGAAGUUGGACUGCUCGAUGAAGCGGUGAUGAAAAGGAAAGACGAUGAAGCGAUGAUGGAGAAGAUUUCUAGGCUGGAGAAAGAGCUUUAUGAUUAUCAAUACAACAUGGGUCUUCUUCUUAUUGAGAAGCAAGAGUGGAGUUCCAAGUUCAAUCGGCUGAGGCAAGAACUAGCCGAAACUCAGGAGGUUUUAAAACGAGAUCAAUCAUUGCAUUUGAUUGCAUUGUCUGAAGUCCAAAAACGAGAGGAAAAUUCGAGGAAAGCUUUGAGUUUAGAAAAGCAGUGUGGAGCUGAUCUUGAGAGAGCUUUGCAUGCAAUGCAAGAAGAGCUUGCCGAAGUCCAGUCUUCUUCCCAUACAAAGCUAGAUAAAGCAAAUGAAUUGGUGGAUGGAAUUGAAGAGAAGGCUUCAACAGUUAACAAGAAACUGCAUGAUGCAGAAGCCAGGCUUGCUGAGGUAAACCGGAAAAAUACAGAGCUAGAUAUGAAGUUGCGAGAGCUGGAGGUUCGUGAAAGUUUGCUUCAAAAGGAGCGGUUGUCAGUUGCUACCGAUCGAGAAUCGUUUGAAUCAGUAUUCUACAAACAAAGGGAAGAUUUGAAGGAGUGGGAGAGGAAGCUACGACAAAGAGAGGAUAUGCUAAGUGAUGGUAGGCAAAAUCUUGGUGAGAAAGAACAGAAUGUGACUGAAACAGAAAAAAAGCUGAAGCAGAAAGAGAGAGAUCUAGAAGUGUCGGAGAAGAAUAUUGACUCAUCUAAUUCUUUAUUAAAAGAAAAGGAAGCUGAGAUGAGUAGAAGAGUAGCAGAUGUAGAUGCAGAAGAGAAGAAAGUGGAUUCUGCAAAGAAAAUGCUGGAGAUUAAAGAGAAAGAAUUACAAGAGCUGGAACUAAAGCUUAGUGCCAGAGAAAGUGAAGGGAUCCAGAAACUUCUUGAUGAGCAAAAGAAGACUCUGGAUUUAAAGUUGCAGCAGUUUGAGCUUGAAAUGGAACAAAAGCGGAAAUCCCUAGCUGAGGAGUUUAGCAGCAAGGAGGAAGCCUUGGAGUAUAGGGAAAUCGAAGUCAACCAUAGGGAAACGAAGGUUGGAAAAGAAGAGCAAGCUUUGAGUACGAAGUCUGAGAGAAUAAAGGAGCAUGAUAAGGAACUUUUAACAAAGAUGAAAUCAUUGAAGGAGGAAGAAAAGACUAUGAAAAUAAAAGAGAGAGAGCUGGAGAAGGAAAAGGAGAAAUUGCUUGCUGAUCGGAGGAGUUUGGAGAAUUUAAAUGAUGAACUUGAGAAGAUUAAAGCUGAGAUUUCUCAGCAGAAGCUGCAAAUAAGCCAAGAGACUGAGAAUUUGAAGCUUAUUCAAGAUGAGAGGUCAGAGCAUUCUCGUUUGCAAUUGGAACUAAAGCAGGAGAUAGAGCAUACGAGAAUGCAGAAGGAUUUAAUUAUGAAGGAAGCUGAAAACUUAAGGGAGGAGAGGCUUAGGUUUGAGAAAGAAUGGGAAGAACUGGAUAAGAAAAGAGCUGAAAUUAAUGGAGAACAACAGGAAGUUGAGAAGGAGAAGGAAAAGUUAAGAAAACUGAAGAACAGUGAAGAAGAAAGGUUGAAAAGAGAGAAGCAAGAUAUGGAAGAUAAUUUAAAGAAGGAGCUUGAAAAGCUUGAAUUGGAUAAGAAAUCAUUUAGUGAUUCAAUUAAACAAGAGGAAUUUCUUUUAUCUGAAAAGGUAAAAAAUGAAAAGGCACAAAUGGUUCAAGAUUUUGAAUGGAAAACAAGAAAUCUUGAGAAUGAAAUUCAGAAAAGGAAAGAGGAGAUGGAGAAAGACCUGCAGCAAAGAGAGAGAAAAUUUCAGGAGGAGAUGGAAAAAGAGCUUAAUAAUAUUAAUAUCUUGAAAGAUGCUGCUGAAAAGGAAUGGGAAGAAGUCAAGUCUGAGGGGAUCAGAUUAGAGAAUGAGAGAAAAGAACUCGAGACAAACAAGCAACAGCUGAAGUCUGACCAACGUGAGAUGCAUGAAGAUUCUGAAAUGCUUAUGAAUCUUAGCCAGAAAGUAAAGAAAGAACGUGAACGCCUUGUGGCUGAAAGAAACCAUUUUCUCGCACUUGUUGAGAAGCUCAGGAAUUGCAAGGACUGCGGGGAAGUUGUCAGGGACGUUGUUGUGUCUGAUCUUCAGUUACCUGACAGUAAAGAGUGUGGGGUUCUUCCCUUGCCUACAUCUCCUCUUGAGAACUCAAAGGACAAUGUUAUUGCUUCUGGCUCAAACCAUUCUGGAUCUAAAUGGCCUGUGUCUGUGUUCCGCAAAUGCACGUCCAAGAUUUUCAGUUUAUCCCCUAGUACAAACACAGAUUCUAUUGGUACUUCAAAUAUAGCUGGGACGUCCCCUGAGUCUGAUGUAAAUGUUAAUAUAGAAAAAGUUGGAGAGCCUGUGUCAUCUCCUAAUAUAGAAGGACCGAUAGUUGCUCUUCAAGAACGACAAAUAGCAGAUGGAGUGGCUUUUCACUCUUCUGAUACAGCACACCUCCAAUCCGAUAACAUUGCCAGAGAGGGGAAUACUGAAUAUUCUUUAUCCAUAGAUGAACACAGCUACAUGGAAAGCUUGACUGGGGGAGGUCCAGAUGAUUCUCAACAGUCAGUCCCAAAGGUUGGUCGACAAAGACCUGGGAGGAAAAGCAAAUCUGGAAUUGCUAGAACACGCUCAGUGAAGGCUGUGGUUAAGGAGGCCAGGGAGUUCCUGGGAAAAACGAGUUCGCAAAAUCUUGAUACUGAUUAUAUCAAAGAAAAUAGUCAUGAAGAGUCCAGUCACACUGAGAAAGCUACUGGUAACAGUACAAGGAAGCGACAACGUGCACAAACUUCUAAGAUUGCUGAAGGUGAGCAGAAUGCUGCUGAUAGUGAAGGACAUUCAGACAGUUCAACAGCUGGUGGGCGCAAGAAGAAAAGGUCAACAGUUGCUCCACCCACAACACAAGUUACAGGGGAGAAGCGUUACAACCUCAGGCGGCAUAAGACUGCAGGCACAGUUUCAUCAACACAGGAGUUAUCCAACAAAACAAAGGCUCUUGAAAAAGAAGCUUCUGGUGGUAAACAGGAGGCAGGUGAUAAAAACCCUGAAGUAGCAGUGGUAGCUGAUGACAAUAUCCAAACCACGACUCUAGUGCAGAUCUCAACCGUAAAGUCUGUGGAGAUCAAAGAUGAUCGAGUUGUAAGGUUUGAAAUACCAAGAGACAAUGUUGAUGACAAUGGUGCUACAACCAACUCUGUGGACCGCAUUGAAGAAAGUGGUACACUGGAGUAUGGAGAUGAAGAUGGAAGCAUAGUCAAUGACGUUGAAAAUGAGGACGAGGGGGAAGAGGAAGACGAAGACGAAGAGGAGGAGGAUCCCGGUGAGGUGUCUAUCGGAAAGAAGAUCUUCAAAUUUUUCACAACAUGAUUGAAGUAGUUUUAUUUCUCUCUGACAUCACAUUAUCAGAUACAUCCUCAUUCCUUUUAAAUAGGAGAGUAGCCAUAAUCUUUGGGUUAACUUCCAUGUUUUCUUUUGAGAUUUGAUAUUUAUCAAUGAAGGUAAAAAUAUUUUUUUGGCUCUCUUGUCCGUUAUGACUGUCCUCUGGCAAAUUAAAUGUACUGCUUAGGCACGGAGGAUUUUCCAUUCUAAUGCUAAUGGAUAAUAAAUAGUGAUGAAGUGAUAUUAACAUUCAAUAACAGAAUAAAAAAGAGUGUUCAAUUUA
Molecule: messenger RNA, 4086 nt
Organism: Medicago truncatula (barrel medic)
Lineage: Eukaryota; Viridiplantae; Streptophyta; Magnoliopsida; Fabales; Fabaceae
Product: protein CROWDED NUCLEI 3
Exons: 8
Coding region: 180-3791 (1203 amino acids)
Biological process (GO): nucleus organization
Cellular component (GO): nucleus
Source: RefSeq, a predicted model, not a curated record